CAGGGGCGGACUGACCAUUUGGAAACUCGGGUACUGCCCGAGGGCCCGGGGUCAGUAGGGGGCCCCAUGAGAUGCCCCUGGUACCUUUUUUAUAGGCUUUUUUGAGUUUGGGCAAGGACACAGGGGCCCCAUGAUCCCCUAUUACCCGGGGGCCCAUGAGUUGUCAGUCCGCCCCUGACUAUUGGGCUCAUCAGUGGAGCCUCAUAAGUGCACAUCAGUGCAGCCUCAUCAGUGUCCAUCAGUGCAGCCUCAUCAGUGCCCAU
Staurois parvus is the source of this 263-nucleotide messenger RNA. Lineage: Eukaryota; Metazoa; Chordata; Amphibia; Anura; Ranidae. The record is from the annotation of a GenBank genome assembly.